AUGCUCGAAGAAGCAGAAAUGCGUUCCGGCAAGAUGUUGUGCCGGACGAGCAGUCCACCACCGCCGAGCAGCAGUCCGGCCGGGUCGGAAAUUUCCGUCGGUUCGCCAAGUCCACCGCCCAUCGGAAGCGACUCCCAUCCUGCCCACCUGCCCCAUCCGCAUCCCCUGGCCGUCACGCAUCUGGUCCACCAUCACCCGCUCGUUCACCCGCACCAUCCGCAUCAUCCGGCGUUACACGCGCACGCCGCCGUCAGUGCGCUGCAGGCCCGGGCCGAAGACUACUUCACACCCCUGAAGCGGUUACGCAUGGUGGAGGGUGGCAGUGGGGUGGAACUGGGAAGUCCUCCCGGUGGCAGUCCCAAGGAAUCGACGAGCCGGGGCUCCAGUCCCACGACGCCCAUUAACAGUGCGAGCAGUACAAACACCAACAGCACCACCGCUACCACCACUACCACCAGCACAACCAAAUCCUCCUCGGGCCACUCGACCGCAGCCGAAGGAAUCAAGUCGUUCUCGAUCGCCGACAUCCUGGGACGCGAUGCGGAGGCCAACAGCCGGGAGGCGCGAGAGCCGAGCCCUCCGCCGAUAAAUCCGAGCCUGCACCAUUCCGCCCACCAUCACCUGCACCUGUCGGCGAACCAUCCCGGGGCCCAUCUGGCGGCCGCACAUCACCACCACCAUCAUCAUCACAGCAGCAGCACGCUGCAGCAGGCGGCCUCCAAAAUAGUACGACCCUGGGACCAUCUCCGGGGACCGAUCCCGGUGAGGCCGUUUCUGCCACCGGCCCUGCUGCACUACGAGCAUCGGCUGGCGCUCGACUACCACCAGCAGCUGCAGGAGCAUUUUCGCGCCCAGGCCCAGCUACUGCGCCACAUGAGCAUGGACAUUAUCCCGUCGGAGAGUGGAUCGGAGCGGUCGAGUUCGGCGGCGAGCGAUUGCUGUUCGCCGGAAAUUGGACGCGGCUCCGACCACCAGAGCCAUCAAUCGUCUCAAUCGUCCUCGUCGGGUGUGGGUGGUGGAUCGGCGGGUGCCGGCGACGGGAGUGGACGCAGUGGGGCGAAUGGUGGUGCCGGUGGUGCAAACAAGUCCGGCAGCAAGACGGCACCGAACGGGACGCCGCUCGAUGCACUGUUUCAAAUGACCAACAAGAAUUUCGACGAAACCAAUGAAGAUAGUGAGCAAUCGCAUUUAAACCUGUUCGCCAACCGACCGCAGCCAAAGAAGAAAAGGAAAUCCCGGACGGCGUUCACCAACCAUCAGAUCUUCGAGCUGGAGAAGCGGUUCCUGUACCAGAAGUACCUGUCGCCGUCGGAUCGGGACGAGAUAGCGGCCGCCCUUGGGCUCUCCAACGCACAGGUCAUCACCUGGUUCCAGAACCGUCGGGCCAAGCUGAAGCGCGACAUGGAGGAGCUGAAGAAGGACGUCGAGACGGUGAAGGUCCUGUCCGCGCACAAAACGUUCCUGGAGAAUGUGAACGAUAUGAACAUUCUCAAGAAAAAGAUCAUGCACGACGACGGUGGCAGCCCACAGAACGCCUCCUACCCACAACCCUACUGUCUGCACAGCAGUGGCAUAGUGUGA
Anopheles moucheti is the source of this 1581-nucleotide messenger RNA. Its product is annotated as homeobox protein B-H1-like. Gene Ontology annotation, molecular function: DNA-binding transcription factor activity, RNA polymerase II-specific; DNA binding. The coding region runs from base 1 to 1581 and encodes 526 amino acids. Gene Ontology annotation, biological process: regulation of DNA-templated transcription. Lineage: Eukaryota; Metazoa; Arthropoda; Insecta; Diptera; Culicidae. The transcript has 4 exons. The record is from RefSeq and is a predicted model, not a curated record.